AUGCUUGCGGAGGCAAACUUAAAGCGAGCGUAUGCUGAAUCCUGUUUCGGUCUUGCCAAAUGGACCGUUCUAUUCUGGUUUCCAUUUGCACUCCGCACCGCCCGAAACGUGACUUCUGUCAUCUGGUAUGCCAAAUUCUUUGGAUGUUUCUCUCUGGCCUACAUGCUGGCUUCUGUCUGUUUAGGUAUUAGUCGUCUUCAGAAUCCCGCUUAUGCCCGCUUCGUGGAUCUGUAUUUGGAAACCAAGAAACGGCCUUCAAAGGAGUCGAUUAACCGGCUGACAGCGUACGGCUUUCGGUAUCAGUGGCCGGCUGAGUUCGAUGUCCAAACAGUUAACAAUUCUCUGUGGAUACCUCGCCAAAAUCUGAUCCCGGAUCGCAGCAGUAAUGCUUCCACCCUGCUUUCUCCCCUUCAGUGA
This is a messenger RNA of Dibothriocephalus latus, 417 nucleotides long. The record is from the annotation of a GenBank genome assembly. Lineage: Eukaryota; Metazoa; Platyhelminthes; Cestoda; Diphyllobothriidea; Diphyllobothriidae.